Molecule: messenger RNA, 2297 nt
Organism: Morone saxatilis (striped sea-bass)
Lineage: Eukaryota; Metazoa; Chordata; Actinopteri; Moronidae
Gene: rtn2a
Product: reticulon 2a
Source: RefSeq, a predicted model, not a curated record
UGAUGGACCUGAUCUACUGGAAGGACACAGAGCGGACAGGCAUGGUGCUAACAGGGUUAGUAGUUGGCCUGCUGUCCCUGUUCCAGCUCAGCAUCAUAACUGUGGUCUCCACAGUCUCCCUGGCUGUCAUGUGCUUCACCAUCUCAGUGCGCAUCUACUACCAACUCCUCCACAUCCUCAACUGGGGCGAUGGACAACACCCCUUCAAGUCAUACUUGGACCUGGACAUCAGUUUCAGUGGCGAGGAGGCCGAUCUCUAUAUGCAGAAAGCAAUCGUCAUGACUCUGUCUGCUGUCGAAUCUCUGAAGGGACUCUUUUUUGUUGGAUACCACUUUGAGUCACUCAAGCUCCUGGUUCUGUUGUACCUUUUGACGUUCCUGGGACACCUGUGCAAUGGCCUUACUUUGCUCAUCAUCAGUGUGAUCGCUGUCUUUUCUCUGCCACUUUUCUACAGACAACGCCAGGAGCAGGUGGACACCUACAUUGCAAAAAUCCAGGCCAACUUUGACAACAUCAAGGACACCUUUCAAAGACUUGCCCAUGGUGGUGGCCCUCCUCCUGACCCAACUCCCGGUGGCGCCAAACCCAAAGGCCAGUAAACGCUGAUGGACAAUAACUUAAAGAAAAGCUUCCCAGAGUUACAGGCUGUCACUCAGAUGUCUUACCCAGCAGUCAGUGCUCCAGAGAAACGGAGCUCCAGAGACUGGGGAAGGGAAGGGAGGUUACUUAAUAAAUGGACAAUGAUGAGGAUCACGCAUGGUACUUUAUACUCUAACUGUAUCUAAGUUAUGGGGUCAGAGGUUGGGGUUUUAGGUUAAAACUUAAUCAAGGUGUAUGAAUCCUGGAUGAGACUCUUGCUGCUGGCGUCAGAGGUGGAAAGAUUCAACGACACAGCUCGUCACACGUGACCAUCCUUGGAAAUACUGUUUUUAAUAUGUAAAAAUGACUCAAGAAGUGUCUUAGAUUGUUGAGAGCUAUAGUCCAAAUGAGGUACUAAGACCAGGAAGCUUCCACACCGACAGCUACUCACCAGAGAAAAAAGGGAAGUCAGUUGUUAAGGUGAUUUAAGUGAGGGGACAAAUACAGGGGUUCAUCAUUAUUCAUGGCAACAUAAAAAAAAUGGCAAUUAAGGAUGCAUGUGUCAGCGCAUUUACUUUUCUGGCUGCAUUUUCAUUCUCAUGACAGUUUAUCUGGAUGUAUGCAAGUGUGAGUGUGUUUGUGUGUGUGUGUGUAAUUCCAUACAGCUCGCUGAAAUGAAACCUAAAAGCAAUUAAAGUCACAUUUCUUAAUCUUUAUUUUUGCAAAACUUUCUGUUUCUUCUCGUCCACAUAUACUUUCACUCACACAGCUCAUUCGUUUGAGUUUUUAUUUUUUUUAUUUUAUUGCUGGUCAUAUUUUCUCAUGUUACUUCAUUGCCUUUAACACUGGGUGUUGCUUUUCCUCGUUCAUUGAUGUAAAUGGGAAGUUGAAAACAUAAUAUUCAGAGAGAUAGAGAUAGAUUUCUCUGCUACGAGUUCAAUAGUAAAGAUGUAUCAUAGAUGGAAUGAAAUCACUUGACAGGAAGCGGACAGGAAGCAUCGAAGGUGUCAGUGUUAAUUUUGGGAUGGAAUGUAUCGAUGAUACAAAAAGUGCUCUCAGAUAAAUCUCCUCUCCUUAAUGUGAUAUGAGGGAAUGUGGGCGUGAAAUACAGCAGGUGCCUUUCUAACUGCAGGUUAUAGUGCAUGAUCUGAUUCACAGUGCUUACAACUGCUGGCAACAGCUGACAGCAACUUCCCCCAUAACAAAUCACUUCUCAUUAUCGGACCAUUGCCUUCCUGAGAAUGGUGUUUUGUAUGUGUACACUACUUGUGUGAUAGUACAUGUGUGCCAUGACAAGGUAUCUUAUACAGAAUUGUAAGUAGAUCCAUUUUAGGAGUAAUAAAAGUAUUCAGGAUUCUCUGCAGCUCAAGUCCACAUUUCCCUUUAGCGCUUGCUUUUAAACCUCCCACCAAAAUGUGUCUGUUACUUUGCCUUAUUAUCGCAUAAAAUACCUGUGUGCUGCACUGAACGCAUUGUUAUGUUAACAGACAUGAUCCAUGAAACCCAGUCAUGAUGGCCAUUAGCCUUAGACAUCAUGUGCUGCUUAGUAUUGGACCUACAGUAGUUGCACACACACUGGCCUCCUGUAGCAGUUUCCUGUACUACUGCAAAUGUCUUUUAUUCCAAGAGAAACUUCAGCAAAGAGAAUGGCGAUAACAAUGAAAUUAAAGAUACUCAUUUCCUUACCUAUAUCCACACAGCUUGGCAUAUAAAAAAAA